Molecule: messenger RNA, 889 nt
Organism: Aspergillus heteromorphus CBS 117.55
Lineage: Eukaryota; Fungi; Ascomycota; Eurotiomycetes; Eurotiales; Aspergillaceae
Exons: 3
Coding region: 98-889 (263 amino acids)
Source: RefSeq, a predicted model, not a curated record
GCAUUCCAGACUGCAGGUCUUCUCCUCAUCCCAUCCAGACUGGAAAGUCUGAUAUAUUUCUUUUCUUCUGGUUGUCACUCAUACGUACAUCGUGAUAAUGGAGCCCGUCACCGAGUCUCGCAAUCGGUACAAUCUUCGCAGAGCUCUCACCCUCAUGGAAAGGGACAUCAAAGCCCUGGAAGAGACGGACACACAUGUCUUAGACCAAGCCGUACUGAAACGGUGCAGGGUCCGGGCUCUACCUCUGAGCCUUGAUGCGGAUGACUCGCUCACAGCCAAAUAUUUCACUUCUUUUGCUCCCGAAAACAUGCCAGCGCCAACACCAGGAUAUGUCGACCGAGAAUACAAUACCGACGGACUAACCCUGUCCAGCGAACGCGGGCGACUGAUCUACCUUUACCUUCAAUCAUACGUUCGCAAGUUGAUGAUGGAUUUCCCAGAGGUCCAACGAACGUGGUCGAGCAACCAGAUCGGCGAUUACAAUUUUGGCAAUCUAUACCGGACGCUUGAGCCCGAAUUUGGCACGUUGUCGAUAAUCCAUGUUGCGAAUUCCCACAAGCCGCAUAUCAAAUGCAUCAUGCACAACGACCUUGAUGUAGAUGACGGUCAUCUGCUCUAUGGGGAAAUAAUGACCGUCAUCCGGAUAAUGUUGGGUCAACUGAAGCAGAAGGUGUUUGUCAAUCACAUGAUUGCGCCGGUUCUGCUCUUUUCCAUGAAUCGAUGGCAUCCGCGUGCCAUCGAGGCAUACUUCGAUGGCCAGGAGCUGUUGAUACGCCGCACGAAGCCCUAUGAUUUUACAUUCUUGAAUGCGGCUGGGUUGACGACCUUUGCACAAUGGUUCCUGGGCGAUCCUAUUGGCGACACGUCCAGAGGGGCGGUGCGGACUUGA